UUCCGAGCCGGUGGGAUGCGCAAGAUAGUCCCUUAUCUCGCCCGGAGUUCCAGUGAAUUCAACCCAGCGAGAGGCCACCACGGCGCAAGCAACCGAAGGCGUAUCAUCUUAACAAUACCAACAGGAUUUUAUAAGAGGAAAUGUGUCAUCAACAUCUCCCGAGACACUGGAUCCGAUGCCGCUGAGCAGACACUGGGCAUCCUUCAAGUGACGGCGGUUGACAGGCUCUGCACACGCAGAAUGUCCGCGAUGAGGCCGUUAGUGAGACAAGUGACAGACAUAAGUCAUAUCAUCUGGCUGAUAUUCCUAAUCACAGCCACGACUCCUGGAACACACGCGACAUCAGAUGCAACCACACCCGGAAUAACAGAAGCCAAUACGGAUGCUGCAACAAAUGAAACAACUGCAACAGUUCUUGCAGUGCAUAACACAUCUAGCACAACCAUUCCGAAUACAACACAAAGCUCUCUGGACGCAGUGACGUUCCCUGAAACAGCGAUGCCAACUGCGCCACCAGUCAGAGAUUAUCGCGACGCCACGAACACAAGUCCCCCAGCUGAGAUAACCUCUGCAGAAGAACAGGCGAAUUUAAGGGUGUACAGCCCACAGAUACUGGGCUUUACCGCUGCUUGUGUCAUCUUAACUGGGAUUGUGGGAGCUGUCGGGAACCUGCUGGCCGCCUUGAGUCUCCUGAACAGCCGGCAGCUCCGCCAGAGUCCCUCCACAGCUUUCAUGGUUAACCUUCCGGCCUGCCUGCUCCCCGUGUGCGUCGUGGGGCUGCCCAUGUUCGCCGCGGGUUGCAUCCAGAUCCAGUGGUAUGGAAGAGUCCUCAUGCCGGAAUGGGUGUGCAUCUUCGGCUUCGCUCUCGGCCUCACCUUCAGCCAGGUCCACCUCCAUACCCUCUGCGCCAUCGCCUUCAACAGAUUGGUGGCAGUGGUUUGGCCGGCAAAGUACAAGCAACUGAUGCAAGCAAAAGUUGUGAAAGUAUACCUGGGACUGCUAUGGAUUUACUCCGCCCUGCUGUGGCUGCCUCUCACCUUCGGGGGCAGAUUGGUCUAUGUCCCCAAAGAGCUGAUGGUUUCCAUGAAGGACGACUCUCCUCGCAAGACCGGGAAAGCCUUCCACGUGUUCCUGACUUACCUUCUACCCAUCAUGUUGACGAGCGUGUGUUACAUCGUCAUGUAUUUUAAGGUUCGCCAAACCCGCAGACGGCGUCCGGGCGCGCGCACGAAGGCCGGCGACGAAGCCAGCCUCAGCGACGGGACGAACGUGAUGCGCCAGUGGGACGACCAUGUCACCCGCACCAUCCUGGUACUCUUCGUGCUCCUGCUGGUGUGCAGCGUGCCCCACCUGGUGAUCCACGUGCUCCACCUCCACGCGAAGCACCCUCAGACCUGGCUCCUCCUCCAUGUCGUGUUCUGGCUGCAGUUCUGCCUUGAUCCGAUCAUCUACGUCCUCAUGAGCCAGCAUUACCGCUUGGCUUGUCUCGAGUACUUGCAGAAGGUCUUCCCUAGGAUGAACACCCUCCGCAUCAGUAGUGGAAGCGACAGGGACAAUCCCAAGACAGAUAAUUCCAACCAAUUUCUUCAAGGGACGAAGUAUGAGGUGAGACACUCGCAGCGGCCAGACUUCGGCGAGGACUCCAAGAACCCCAUGCUCAUGCCGGUGUAGGCUGCCUCUAAUAGUUUUUUUUUUACCCUUGGAAAUGUAUAGUCCUUUUUCCGUAAAGUACAAAAUGGUGGUGUUUGAAUCUAAAGAGACUGAUAUAUCUAAUUAGAUCUGGCAUUCUGUAUCUACCGGAAUUGGUUUUCUUCUGGUGUUGGUAUUUCUUUGUACAAGUACAAAUAUGUGUCGAUAUCACGCAGAUUGUUGAUAUCACAAAUUGCUUAUUAAGUGUACCUCUUUUAUAUAUGUAUAUAGCAUUGAUGUUCUUUUGGACUUAAACUAGGUAAUACUUCAACUAGUCUACUUGGAGUGAUAGUUUUAUAAGGUUGCAGGGAUGAUUAUGAUAGGGCAUGUGAUGUUGUUCCUGCCUUUUAUAUGUAGAUGAGUCACAUACACAGUGUGUGCCUUUAAGAAUAACGAUAAUCAGUAUUAUGAUGUGAUAUUAAUGACCGGCAUGUGUUUCCAGAGACUUGCCACACGACAUGGUCUAUGAACUUGCUCGCCGUUGUUGUAAUUCGAGUUCUAAGCACAUACUUAACUGAAAGAUAGAAAAAAGAGAGAACAUGGAUGUCGAGUAGUUCGUCCCCGGAAAGGCAUGCGCUUAGCUAGUCAUUGAGGACAUGACUGCCAUAGGGCAAUAGAAUUCGUGUGUCCUCUAGUGUAACCCGAUUCUCAGAUAGAACACAAAGGCACACCUUUCUGUCAGGAAUGAUAAAUGUUAGGGUCACACAGAACAGUAGUUCCCAACCACAGGAGGGGCGCAGAGACUCAUAUUCACUGUCUUGGUUUACUUGAGGUAGCGCGCGAGUGCACAUAUGCAUUUAGCUUGUACUAUGUGACGAAGCUUUGGGUGAGAUUUUUGCAACUUCUGAAUAAUGGAAUGUUUCAUGUGCCGAUAAGAAUUUACAAUUUGCCAGCAUGGGCGGCGCGCUGAGAAAAGGUUGGGAACUGUUGAUAUCAAAUAAUAAUCAGUAUUUGUUGUAGUUCAGUAAAAUCAGUGCUUUUGUUAGUUCUAUCCCAUCUCACUGCGUUUAAGAAUGGUAUAAAAUAAUAUCAAUUAUAAUCCUAUAAUAGCCAUUUAACGAUGUACCUAAUAUGCAGUGUCUGAUAUUUUGUAGUUUUAGGCUUGUACUGUGCCUAAGUAGCCACGUAGGGAUAUUACAUAUAUUUAUUAUCAUGAUAAUGAUAUUGUGGUGUUACCAUGCUCAAUCAUACCAUUAUAUAAUUUCUCUUGGAUUCUGUCAUUGGCGAAUAUGUAACUGAUUGCCAUGACUGAUUUUUUCCUGCCCAAUCCUCCCACGGCUGAGCUUUAUCAAAACAAUUUUACGUUGAAGAUAAAGAUUCCUUUUUGUGAGCUAAGGUUGGUACGAGUCAUGGAUGGUGCAAGAGAAGGCAUUAAGGUCAAGAAAUUGUUCAUUUCUUAUGAUAAUUAGCAUGAUUUGGUAUGAAACAUUUACUAGAAUAAAUGCUCCCUUAUAAA
Penaeus vannamei (Pacific white shrimp) is the source of this 3145-nucleotide messenger RNA. RefSeq names its product protein trapped in endoderm-1. Gene Ontology annotation, cellular component: plasma membrane. Gene Ontology annotation, molecular function: G protein-coupled photoreceptor activity. Lineage: Eukaryota; Metazoa; Arthropoda; Malacostraca; Decapoda; Penaeidae. The record is from RefSeq and is a predicted model, not a curated record. Gene Ontology annotation, biological process: phototransduction; cellular response to light stimulus; G protein-coupled receptor signaling pathway.